AUGGUAUCAGAGCAAAGAUCUGGAGCGGGUUGUCUUCAUCUCUUCUUUGAUUCAUCAAUGGUGGAUUCACAAAAUUCAUCUCAUUUCUCCGAUCCUGUUGGUACUGUCACUCAUGCAUGUAAUCCGUCUAAAGAUGUUUCUUCGCCUUACUAUCUUCAUCACGCAGAGAAUCAUAGUUCGGUCAUUGUCACGCCUAAGCUCACAUUGGCUAAUUUUGCUUCUUGGAGAAGGUCCUUUCUGCUUGCGGUUUCAAUUAGGAAUAAGCAAGGUUUUCUUGAUGGAUCUAUACUGAAACCUACACUAGAAGAUCCUCUUUGUCUAUCUUGGGUCCGAUGUAACAAUCAUCUUGUUGCGUGGUUGCUCAGGUCAGUUUCGCCUCCAAUUGCUUCUACUGUGUUCUACAUGGAGGAUGCGAAACAAAUUUGGGAGAAAUUGAAUUAG
Messenger RNA from Hevea brasiliensis (rubber tree), 441 nucleotides. RefSeq lists its product as uncharacterized. The transcript has 2 exons. Lineage: Eukaryota; Viridiplantae; Streptophyta; Magnoliopsida; Malpighiales; Euphorbiaceae. The record is from RefSeq and is a predicted model, not a curated record. Bases 1 to 441 code for a protein of 146 amino acids.